AUGCGUGUUGAAAUUCUUGUAUCCUAAACGCUGGUUCUGGAAGCUGGUGUGUGCUGUUUUAGCUAACGUUUAUAUCUGUUUCUGAUCUAGUUUACACAAAAAAAAUGGCAGCUAGAUAUGAUCGAGCUAUAACUGUUUUCUCUCCUGAUGGUCACCUUUUUCAAGUGGAAUAUGCUCAAGAAGCGGUGAAGAAGGGCUCUACGGCUGUUGGAAUCCGGGGCAAAGACAUCGUUGUUCUGGGUGUAGAAAAAAAGUCUGUAGCCAAGCUGCAAGAGGAGAGAACGGUUAGGAAGAUCUGUGCCCUCGAUGAGCACGUGUGUAUGGCAUUUGCAGGUCUCACGGCUGAUGCAAGGAUUGUCAUUAACAGAGCAAGAGUGGAGUGCCAGAGUCACAGACUUACAGUAGAGGACCCUGUUACUGUAGAAUACAUCACGCGUUAUAUUGCUACGCUUAAACAGCGUUACACCCAGAGCAAUGGAAGGCGGCCAUUUGGCAUCUCCGCCCUAAUUGUGGGUUUUGACUAUGACGGGACUCCACGUCUGUAUCAGACAGACCCUUCGGGAACGUACCAUGCGUGGAAGGCAAAUGCGAUUGGACGCAGUGCCAAAACUGUGCGGGAGUUUCUCGAGAAGAACUACACUGAAGAAGCCAUCGCUAGUGACAAUGACGCCAUCAAACUGGCUAUUAAAGCCUUACUGGAGGUUGUCCAGUCUGGUGGAAAGAAUAUUGAGCUGGCUGUGAUCAGGAGAAACCAGCCUCUCAAGAUCCUAGAGUCCAAAGAGAUCGAGACACUGGUUGCCGAAAUUGAAAAGGAGAAAGAGGAGGAAGCUGAGAAGAAGAAGCAGAAGAAGUCUUCAUAGGUCAUAGACACACUCGAGCUAACUUCAAUACGCCGUUAUUUUUUCCCUCUUUUUAUAUUGGCACAAGCACUUGGUCCACAGUUUGCCUGAUGUUGGCUUCAUUUCUCAUCCACUGUUGGUUACAUGCACCAUCAAUAUUCCUCAAAACCUCACUGGGAGUAUUACAUUAAUAAUAAAUCCUCUUUCAAUACAGAACUUUUGUUUGACCUGCCUUUUUAAAAUGUCUAUAACGAGAGGCUUCUUGUAUAGAUGAAGUCCAGUUCCAUAUACAGUGAUGGCCAUUUAUAAAAGCAUUUCCCUGUUAUUUCAUUUCUGUUCAUGUCUAAUUAGAUACUGUGCUGUUGGCUUCAUAUCACAGUGAAGAUUUUGCACGGAUGUGCUCAAACUAACUCGCCCAAAUAAAGUAUUGUGGUUUGUA
Ictalurus punctatus (channel catfish) is the source of this 1278-nucleotide messenger RNA. It is a transcript of the gene psma8, whose product is annotated as proteasome 20S subunit alpha 8. Bases 105 to 860 code for a protein of 251 amino acids. Gene Ontology annotation, biological process: ubiquitin-dependent protein catabolic process. Lineage: Eukaryota; Metazoa; Chordata; Actinopteri; Siluriformes; Ictaluridae. The transcript has 7 exons. Gene Ontology annotation, cellular component: proteasome core complex, alpha-subunit complex; nucleus; proteasome core complex. The record is from RefSeq and is a predicted model, not a curated record.